Messenger RNA from Erpetoichthys calabaricus (reedfish), 1767 nucleotides. It is a transcript of the gene psma2b, whose product is annotated as proteasome 20S subunit alpha 2b. The transcript has 8 exons. Gene Ontology annotation, biological process: ubiquitin-dependent protein catabolic process. The record is from RefSeq and is a predicted model, not a curated record. Gene Ontology annotation, cellular component: proteasome core complex; proteasome core complex, alpha-subunit complex. NCBI's taxonomy places the organism in Eukaryota, Metazoa, Chordata, Cladistia, Polypteriformes, Polypteridae. Bases 57 to 761 code for a protein of 234 amino acids.
CUCACCAAUCACAGUAGACGCUAACCUACGUUCCCAUUCAACGUAGUAGACCGAAAAUGGCUGAGCGAGGAUACAGUUUUUCUUUAACAACAUUUAGCCCUUCUGGAAAGUUGGUUCAGAUUGAGUAUGCUUUGGCAGCAGUAGCAGCUGGUGCUCCAUCUGUUGGAAUUAAAGCUGCAAAUGGAGUUGUGCUAGCAACAGAGAAAAAACAAAAGUCUAUACUUUAUGAUGAACAGAGUGUCCAUAAGGUGGAGCCUGUCACCAAGCACAUAGGCAUGGUGUAUAGUGGAAUGGGCCCAGAUUACAGAGUUUUGGUACGACGAGCUCGUAAGUUGGCACAACAGUAUUUCUUAGUUUAUCAGGAGCCAAUUCCCACUGCUCAGCUAGUGCAAAGAGUAGCAUCAGUAAUGCAGGAGUACACACAGUCAGGUGGUGUGCGUCCUUUUGGAGUUUCAUUACUCAUAGCUGGUUGGGAUGAGGGUCGGCCCUAUCUUUUCCAGUCAGACCCAUCAGGUGCUUAUUUUGCAUGGAAAGCAACAGCUAUGGGAAAGAAUUAUGUAAAUGGCAAAACCUUCCUAGAAAAAAGAUAUAAUGAAGAUUUAGAGCUUGAAGAUGCUAUUCAUACAGCUAUUUUGACACUAAAGGAAAGUUUUGAAGGACAGAUGACUGAAGACAACAUAGAGGUUGGCAUCUGCAAUGAGGCAGGAUUCCGCAGGCUGUCCCCAGCAGAAGUUAAAGAUUACUUGGCGGCAAUAGCCUGAGUUAAUAUCGCAAUGAUUUUUUUCUUUUGCUUUGCCUGGUAGUCCUUUUGUCUUGUAGGUUUUUCAAUAACCUACAAUUACUGUAUUUUCAAUUAAGGAAAUUUUUUUAUCAUUUGUAUUCCCUAUUUUCUGCCAUAAAUCCACAACAAAUAAAUAUGGAAAAUUCUGUAUCCUAACUUGGAAAAAAAAAAUUAUUACGUGAAAAUGUUCUGCCAUGUUACUGGGAAGAGGAAACAGAAAAUUUAGAAAGCAAAAAAAAAAAUCAUAAGUUAAUGUCACACAAAACAUCUGCACAGACAGCGAAAACGUCUUUUCUCUGCUGUCAUUCACAUUCAUUUAGCUGUUUUACAGCUUUAUAAGCCAGAGGAUAAGCUUUAAAAUCCAUAGUAUAUAUUGACUAAGCUUCAGCCCCUUCAUAAAAAUCAGAACUUGCAAAAUGCAGACUGUGGGUGGCUUUAUGUGGCACCAAACUUCCUAAGGUGAUGUCAAGAACUGCACUGCUGGGGAAAAGCUGCAUAUUUUUUCUUUGAAAGAAAGGGACAUUUGGGAUUAGUAGAAAUAUUUUUGUUUUAAUGAAGAAGCACCAAUAUACAGUAGGUCACAUAUUGAGAGUAACGGGUUAACUCUUUUAUCAUUUUUUGUUCUGUUAAUAAUGGAAAUGUGAAGAAUGUUUCAAAAGAUACACUUUUAGACGUGUAGCGUGUGGUGUUUCCACAGGGAGCUUGUCACUUGUUUUCUUCGAUUACUCCCAACUGUUCAUUCCCCAUUGGCAGCAGAGUCGUUGAUAGGAAAAUGUUUAGACUUCGCAAAGAUAUCCUCAAAGUGAUAUUGCUAACAAAGAUGUAUGUUGCUUUCUAAGUGUGCUAGAAAUGAAUCUUCUGAGAACGAGUCUGCUUGUAUGGUGUCCUUUGUGUACUUUAUGGAAACGUGCAUUACGAGGUGUACUUUUAUUUUUAAACUUGAGUUAUGUAUGAAUCCAUGAGGGUAAAGCUGAGAUGGCACUGGA